Molecule: messenger RNA, 1191 nt
Organism: Hyaloperonospora brassicae
Lineage: Eukaryota; Oomycota; Peronosporomycetes; Peronosporales; Peronosporaceae
Source: the annotation of a GenBank genome assembly
AUGGGCAAGUCGAGCGACCACCACUCGAACGUCGAAGAGGAGUUUAGCAAACUCGAACUGGCGCUGAACCAAACCGCAGGCGACACGUCGGUGUGUCUCCGCCUCUUGAAGAAACAAUUGGCCGAGUACGACCACCGCAAUGGGAAUCUCUUUACCCACUCGGCCACGUCGUACCUGCGGAGCGACAUGCGCUCGGCCAAAGACACGGCCAUGGAACUCAAGCACGUGGCGCAUCAGAUCAGUCGCAGUCCGAAGCCUUCGAAGACCGAGUUGACGUCUGCGCGCCAUGUGAUGAAUGAGACGUCGCGGACGAUGGAAGCGUUGACAACAACUGCUCGCAACUAUGACAAGGAGAAUGGCCAGUCGAAGGGCAUCAAGGGCACGAUCGACACGAUGAUGGGCGGGCACCACGACAAGGACAAGAAUGAAAAGCAGUCGCUGGGUGGACAUGCAACGGGCGACACGCACAGUGACAAGACACACUCUGGUGGACUCUUUGGUGGCGAGAAGGACGGCGGCCAUCACCACAAGGGGCUGUCGAGCCACGCGGACCAGAAUGGCGCGGGCAUUAUGGGCUCGACGGAUACAGUCGAAGGGCUGGUGCAGAAGAAUCUGCGCGAGAACUUUAGCGUCAAGGCCUUGGACCAUCAGCUGUCUGCGGCGGAGAAGGCGCUGUCGCCGUCGAUGAUGGAGCGGGCGAAGGAGGCGAUCCACGAUGUGAAGGACAAGCUCAAGGGCGACAAGACGAGUCCGAGCCACGGAUCCCAUGCUCAUGGCAGUGCCCCCGUUGGCACUCACCUUCAAGGCGGACCUACUCAUCCUGACCACGUGCACGGCGGGGGUCCUGUUGGCACGCACCUUCAGGGCGGAGCUGUUGGAUCCCACGCUCAUGGAGGUGGGCCUGUUGGCUCCCAUCUUCAGGGCGGCCCCACUCAUGCAGACCACUUGCACGGCGGGGGUCCUGUUGGCACGCACCUUCAGGGCGGAGCUGUUGGAUCCCAUGCUCAUGGAGGUGGGCCUGUUGGCUCCCAUCUUCAGGGCGGCCCCACCCAUGCAGACCACUUGCACGGUGGUGGACCUGUUGGCACGCACCUUCAAGGCGGACCCGUUCACGGCGGUCAAGUUGCUGGCAACCCCGUGCACGGCAGUUACCAACCGACGCACCCGACAGGUCACUCGACGGCUCUGUGA